Molecule: messenger RNA, 5961 nt
Organism: Drosophila grimshawi
Lineage: Eukaryota; Metazoa; Arthropoda; Insecta; Diptera; Drosophilidae
Exons: 3
Coding region: 50-5899 (1949 amino acids)
Biological process (GO): centriole replication; centriole-centriole cohesion; ciliary basal body organization
Cellular component (GO): centriole; centrosome; ciliary basal body
Source: RefSeq, a predicted model, not a curated record
UCUAACCAUUUACAAAGUUUGAAUUAGCUACUGAUACAGCAGAUAAAGAAUGUCGAAAUUAUCGAAACAGAGGUCCUCACUGGGUAACGAACAACUGGUGAAAUUGACAAACGAAUCGGCAGAAAUUCGCAUGCUCGCAUUUGAACAAAUUGAGACAAGUUUCAUACACUGCCUAAUUUAUGAGGACGCAAUCACCAUUAAACCGAUGUUGUUGUUAAGACAAUUGAUACGCUGGUUCGGUUUCACUCCACUGGCAGACCCCGAUCGCAUCCUCGCCCUGAUGCUCGAACUAAUGCGCUCCAGGUACGGCAAGGUGAUUCCUGAAAAGAUGUCCCUACAACGGUUGGAAAAAGAGCUCCUCAAAAUACGUUUGCAGUGUUUUGCAAUCCCUGCAAAUCUGAUGGCAACACGUUGCAUGGAUCUACUGGGCGAUUUAUUUGGCAUGAUUGAAUUUACCUAUUGCAUAUCUUCCAGUUCAUAUGACUCGCUCGGCAGCGAUUUAGAAUUUUCGGUUGAUGCCUUCAAUCUGCAGGUUGAAGACUAUGAAGCGGCUUGGUCGUGCGCCAGCGAAGACGAUCUCGCCACAAUGGCCACCAUUGUCGAUAGUCUAUCAUGUCAUAACGAUGAGCAGUUGCAGCAGCAAUUGCUUAAUCUACAAAUUAGAGUAUGCGACUAUCCCGUCGAGUAUCUGCUACAGCCGCCGCACAUUUUCCUCCGCCUGUUGGACUUGCUGAAGCUGAAUUAUUCGACCGAAACCCAGUUUCGCAUUCACUGUGCACUGCUUGCGAUCGUUAAGCAGAUGCAGCGUGGCAACAGCGCACGCAGCAAGAUUUGCAACUAUGCCACAAAAGUGGAGGUGAAGUCGUCAUUACAAUUGCGUAUUUCGAGCGCAUUGUAUCUGCUGCUGAAUGCCUGCUGGCUUGAUCCGCCGAAGUUGGAGCAGUGCAAUCAGAAUUAUCAUCCGAUCGAAAUGAUUGUGGAGGUGAUCGAAACGUUUGGUCAGCUCGGUGCUCCCAUGAAAGAGUUGCAUGUACAGCAACUGGCCUGCGGUGCACACAAAUUCAUAAACUAUUGCAAUUCCGUAGAUGUAUCCGAUGUCGGUGAGACGGACAACAUGGGUAAAGGGCUAAUUAUACCUCGACUAGAAUCCAUCAUAUUAAAUGGAUCACUGCUGGAGCUGAUAAGGCAGAAUGCAUCCAACAUCAGUCAUGUGGCUGGCCAAGCAUUGCUGAAACCAUUGAUACUGGACAACACCUACAUGAUGUGUGUGCCACAACACAUGGACGCUGUGCGCAAGCUGCACAACCUGAUGGAUAAAGCAGAUCAGCCUGGUCUCAAGGAAAUCCUGCUGCUCAAGGUCGCUUAUAAAUUGGCAAUUGGUCAGUUAAUAACCGAAACCAAACUCCAAGCACAGGAGCUGUUAAUGAAUCAUCAUGAAAUUUGCUGCGUGCUUGUGCGAAUGGGCAGCAAAUCGCUGGUGCAACAGCUCUGCGAGGCAAUUGUCAAGUGCACCAGUUUGUUUCUUACCCAGCCAGAGUUGCGCCUUCAGGCGGAAAUGCUGCUCCUGACACUCCUUAAUCUGCCUGUUGAUAGUGAAUUGCGGAACUACGCGUUGCAACUGCUAAGACAGCCCGUCCUCGAACACUAUCAGGCGUUCAUGAAUGGGACGAACUAUUUGCCAGACUGCAGCAAUAUACAGCUGAUUCGCCAGCACAUUCUGGGUCUGCCGAUGAGCACGCAUGUGUUGCGCGAACUGCUCGUCGUCGGAUGGCGGUCGUCGCUGGGACCGGAGCUGAAAGAGUGGUGCAUUGAGUACCUAAUGAUGCUGCUGGGUCUCAUCGAACCAAUACCAGCUAAGGAAAUUCCCAGUGUCCACAAGAUGCUGACACCUGUGAUGCCGCUGAUCGUUUGUCGGGCCAUCGAUCAGCCGCAACUGCAACCGCUGCUGUGGAAGCUAUUAAGACCGAUUGACGAAUAUAUGGAUAAGACACAAACGUUGCGCGGUAACAUCUGUUUUCUCUUUUAUCCGGAUGAAAAUAUGCGCACCUCUGCCCUAAUUCGCAUGGGCUUCAUUCUCAAUUUCUUGGACAGCCAGAAGAAACUUGGGCUAGCGACGGCUGAUCUGAAAGCGCACUCGUUAAGUGCUGAUCUGUGCGUGAUUAAACCACCCAUUGAGUACACCAACGUAUUCAAUGAUCGCAUAGAUCAGUCAUCCGCUGAGAGUCUAGAGGUGCAGCUGCGUCUGCUGGCGACGCCCCAUCUCAAGAACAGCAUUUACAAAUCGACGCUCAUUCAAAUGAAUAUCCUGAUGCACAAUUGGCUGACUGCCGCCACCUUCUCGGCCCAACUAGAUGCCAUCUUCUUGAGAGCGGAAGAUGAUGCGGACUUGCUGCUUCCGACAGUGAGUAUUCUGCAGCGUGCGCUCUUUCGCAGCGAGCAAAUUCGGCUCGAUUUUGCCGACGAGGCGCUGAUGCUGAUCUAUUUGGUGCGCUGCCUCUUUCUGCUGCCCAAAUCGGAACAGAUGCGUGCCGAGGCGAGCACCUGCCUAUUCCUAUUGCUCUUUCCCGAGCACAUUGACGCAAAAGAGCACAGCAUCCAGCUCCUAGUGGAUCUCUCGGCAAUGGCGGUUCCGUUCACUUAUAAGCUGAACGAGAGCGUGUCGCCCACAACUGCCGCACAAGGACUUAUAAUGCACGAUCUUGUGCUGAACAAUCACUUUGUGGGCAAUGCGGCGCUUGAAGCACAAUAUUGGCGUCUAUUUCUGGCCCAAUGCGCCUGUGACAGUGCGGAUAAUCUGACGCUGUCCACGAUGCGGGAACUUGACAUUGCUGAGUCGCUGAAGCUGAAACCAUCAGAUCUGGCCUUGGUGCAUGCCACCCAAGUGCAACGGCAGUUGCAACACCUGCUGACCGAGGAGGCAAAUAACUGCAGCAGUCACAAAUCGCUGCAAUACCUGGUUCUCAGUCUUCAAUUAUUUCUGAUCCAUCUGCGCGGCAAUAUUAAGCACGAUCAAUGCGCCCAACUCUGGACGCUGCUGCACAAGCAUCUGCGUUCUAUGCCGAUCAACGAAGCGGAUCGGAAAUUGUAUGCCGCCAUGUUGGAACUCUGCCUCAACUGUUUGCGUCAUCGUUUGCCUCAGGUGCAGCAGGGUUUGAACGAUGCACUCGAAAGCCAUCCGGAUCACAGUUUCAUUGUGAUACUGCACGAUAGCAACGUCUCUCUGAAUCUGCUGCAUCUGGUCACCGAAUGUCUGGUGAUGCUUAUUUCAUCGCCAUGCCACCAGGCCAACAACAACAAGAAGAACAAUAUCAAUUGGCACACCAAACUCUUCCAGGAGCUGAGCAUUUUGGCACGCGCCAAUUUUGAGCAACGUAAUCUACAGCGAGUUCGUUGUCUUCUAAGCAUCCUGCGGCAGCUCAGCGAACAGCAAUUGCAUUUAGAUGAAACCCAACUGCAGUCUUACUAUCAUCACUUUGUGCAGCUGUCUAGCAAUCUGAGAACGAACACACACACUGGAGCCCAGUGGCAAAGGGACUGUCUGCUGGUCAUUUGUCAACUGCAGGCAAACUCGAAGUUGAAGCCUACGUACACUGGCGGGAUUGGCAACGAAACCAGAGUGCUGCACUUUCUGAUUGGACUGUGCAGCCAUUGCGAUAGAGAGGUACGAGCUCUGGCCUGGGUGGCGUUGGCCAAUUGGUGCAAGAGCAGCGGUAGCAAAUUGUGUGGCACUAUGAAUAAUUUGCAUCAAUUUCUACCUGGCCGGUUGGCCGCCCGUUGCCUCUGCACGCUGUUGGACAAGCAUGAGGUGAUGCUGGUGCGUGAGAUUGCCGGACGAUUGUUUGAGCUGCUGAUGCCGCACAUAGGCGCCGCUCUCAGCGAGAGCCUGUUGGAGCAAAUGUCGUUUCUCAAUGAGGCACAACUGGCAGUUGGAACACUGCAUUUGAUACCAAAAAUCAGAUUCGAUUGCGAUAGAUCUAAGGCAAUGCACUCGUCCGAGAUUAUCAGCUGCUAUGUGAGCAUAUGCGUAAGCCUAAUCUUCCUGAAUGCACGCUGGUGUCUCACUCUCUGCGAGCACGCCUUCUUCAACGCCCUCAGCAAUGUUUUACAAAUACCAUUGACAAGCGAAAUGUUCACACCGUACAUGAAUCUGUGCGCUGGCCAAAUCUGCCAGCUCUUUGCCCUAUGUUAUCAGCACAAUGGCCAGUUCAUACAGCGCAUCAUCUAUCAGGACACGCUCAUCUUUUACUACUACGAAUUGAUAUGCAUUUAUCUCAAGACCCAGCCGCCGCUUCCGGAAAAUCAUCACACUGGACUGCUUAAGCUGCUAAUGGUUUUCUUAAUGGAUAACUACGCAUAUCAAAAUCUCUUUUCAACGAUGUCCGAGCCACCCGUUAAGCUGCUUGAUCUGAUCUUUCGUGGCCUAAGAAGCGAUCGUGUCAAUGGAGCUGUGCAGUAUUAUACACUGCAAGCGAUAUUGUUCCUGCUGAGCAAGGAACAAAAUAAAUUUAUGGCGAUCAAUGUGCUGGACAUGUUUGUAGAAUAUGAAGGCGAAACUAAUGAGGAGGAGGAGGACAUGGACACCAGUGACAAAGAGAGAAAUUCUGCAAAUACUUUGAGCCAACAACAAAAAAUGAUGAGCUUAAUGCCGGCGGCAAAGCAAAACGAAACAAAAACGAAAGAAGCAAGCAAAUCGAAGCCCAAAUUGAGCGCAACCAUUCAGCUCUAUCAGCGUCUGGACAGUCUCUUCGAGCUGUACUAUCCGGCGGGCAAAUACAGCUUCCUGGAAACACCCACAACAGGCAGUACACAGGUUUGUGAAGCGCUCGGCCGGCUGCUCAAGCUAUCGCCACAAGCGACGGACAUGGCAGACAAGGCUGGCUACAAGCUGCUGAAGCGCGUUAUCCAACUGCUUGAGGGGUUCUUCUUUGAUGCCGAGGUGUUCAAUGCCACCGUCUAUAUGGAGCGAGUGGGUGCCGACAAGGCGAAUUGCAUUUUGUUAAAUUUGAGUCCGCUGCUCGACAUGCUGCUCACGUGGCACUCGGCGCCACAUGCCGACAUCACGCAUCCGUUGAUGGCUUCACGUAUAGUGCGUGUGCUGCACCAAUUGUGGCCCUGGCUCUUGCAUUCGUUGGAGCUGAUGAACAUGACCGUGCGUCUGACGGUGGUGCUCACCCAGUGCUCCCUAGAAAUGUGCAAACAGACCGCGCAGGUCUGGUCCAAACAUUCCAAGUCGCAGCUUCAUCUGAUGGUUCGCAUUGCGACCACUUUCAACCAUCCUAUUGAAAUGUGCCAUUGCGCAUUGCGUGUGAUGAUCAACUGCUGCGCCUGUGUCGAGGGUCGUCUGUGUCUGAGCAAGAUGCGUGUGCAGAACAUAUUCAAAACGAUUCUGCAGGCAUGCGGCGGUUGCAAAGUGCCGCCGCUUUUACAGAAUUACUGGCUGAUGUUUUGGGAGGUCUUCUCCCGUUACGAGCCCGGCUCGAAGAUCUGUCAUUUCGGAUUGCUUCUCAAUACCGUUCGUCGCUCCCAGCCACUGAGCUGUCGGCGGAUUUACUGCCUCCGCAUUGUGCGCAACAUGUGCUUUUUUAAUGGCAACCGAAUGCAGUUGCCGAACAUGGGCGAAUUCGUGGAUCUAUUGCAAGAGAUUGUGUCACAACCUGUGCAGGACUCCUACGUGGAACACCAUCUGGUAGUCACUUGCCUGUGGAAGCUAUUUGGCUCCAGCGCCAAAUGGAAGGAGCUUUCUUUCUUGCGUGCCAAGAAAUUGUACCAAAUAUUAACCACGCUGUUGGAUCAUCUGACAACGAUGCAAAAGGAUCGUGUGGAGGAUUUCGAAAAGUUGUAUUAUGCCAUCGAUCUGAAAGAUGUGCUGGAAAAGCUGUUUACUUCGCUUCAGUCAUAGUAACUACCAAAUAACCGAUUACAAUAAGGCGUUGGUUUUACAUAAAUAAAUGCAUGUAUAUU